Trichoderma reesei QM6a is the source of this 3677-nucleotide messenger RNA. It is a transcript of the gene pyc1, whose product is annotated as pyruvate carboxylase. Gene Ontology annotation, molecular function: metal ion binding; ATP binding; pyruvate carboxylase activity. The record is from RefSeq and is a predicted model, not a curated record. Gene Ontology annotation, cellular component: cytoplasm. Gene Ontology annotation, biological process: pyruvate metabolic process; gluconeogenesis. NCBI's taxonomy places the organism in Eukaryota, Fungi, Ascomycota, Sordariomycetes, Hypocreales, Hypocreaceae. The transcript has 11 exons. The coding region runs from base 55 to 3648 and encodes 1197 amino acids.
UCCCUUAUUCUAUCUUGCUUUGCUUUCCGUUUGCCCCAGCCCGACUUGCCCACCAUGGCUGGCACUCCGGUUCCUCACCCUCAGCAGACGCUGACCUUCAACGACGUCUUCGAGGACGACGACGUCGACGAGCCCAAGGAGAAGCAGACCAUCCACCACAUCCGCGCCAACUCCAGCAUCAUGCAGCUCAAGAAGAUCCUGGUUGCCAACCGUGGUGAAAUCCCCAUCAGAAUUUUCAGAACAGCCCACGAACUGUCAUUACACACAAUCGCUGUCUUCAGCUAUGAGGACCGGCUGUCGAUGCAUCGCCAGAAGGCCGACGAAGCCUACGUCAUUGGCAAGCGAGGCCAGUACACCCCUGUCGGAGCUUAUCUCGCCGGCGACGAGAUCAUCAAGAUUGCUGUUGAGCACGGCGCUCAGCUGGUUCACCCUGGCUACGGUUUCCUGUCCGAGAACGCCGAGUUCGCACGCAAUGUCGAAAAGGCCGGCCUGAUUUUCGUCGGCCCCACUGCCGAUGUUAUUGAUGCCCUUGGUGACAAGGUCUCGGCUCGCAAGCUUGCCAUUGCCGCCGGCGUCCCCGUCGUCCCCGGUACCGAGGGUGCCGUUGAGACCUUUGAGGAGGUCAAGGGCUUCACCGACAAGUAUGGCUUCCCCGUCAUCAUCAAGGCCGCCUACGGUGGCGGUGGCCGUGGCAUGCGAGUUGUGCGCGACGCCGAGAGCCUCAAGGAGAGCUUUGAGCGAGCCACUUCCGAGGCCAAGACUGCCUUCGGCAACGGCACCGUCUUCGUCGAGCGGUUCCUCGACAAGCCCAAGCACAUCGAGGUCCAGUUGCUCGGCGACAACCACGGCAACAUCGUCCACCUGUACGAGCGUGACUGCUCCGUUCAGCGCCGACACCAGAAGGUGGUCGAGAUUGCUCCCGCCAAGGAUCUCCCUGCCGAGGUCCGAGACGCCAUCCUGAACGAUGCUGUCAGACUGGCCAAGUCUGUCAACUACCGCAAUGCAGGCACUGCCGAGUUCUUGGUCGACCAGCAGAACCGCUACUACUUCAUCGAGAUCAACCCCCGUAUCCAGGUCGAGCAUACCAUCACCGAGGAGAUUACGGGCAUUGAUAUUGUCGCCGCCCAGAUCCAGAUUGCCGCUGGCGCGACUCUUGCUCAGCUCGGCCUUACCCAGGAUCGCAUCUCCACUCGCGGCUUUGCCAUCCAGUGCCGUAUCACCACCGAGGACCCUGCUGAGAACUUCCGACCAGACACCGGAAAGAUUGAGGUCUACCGAUCUGCCGGCGGUAACGGCAUCCGUCUCGAUGGUGGUAACGGCUUUGCUGGCGCCGUCAUCACCCCCCACUACGACUCCAUGUUGGUCAAGUGCACGGCGCAUGGCAGCACAUACGAAAUCGCUCGCAGAAAGGUCCUCCGUGCCCUUAUCGAGUUCCGUAUCCGCGGUGUCAAGACCAACAUUCCCUUCCUGGCUUCUCUCCUGACGCACCCUACCUUUAUCGAUGGAAACUGCUGGACAACCUUCAUCGACGAUACCCCGCAGCUGUUCGACCUCGUCGGCGGCCAGAACCGCGCUCAGAAGCUGCUGGCCUACCUCGCAGACGUUGCCGUCAACGGCAGCUCCAUCAAGGGCCAGAUUGGCGAGCCCAAGUUCAAGGGCGAGAUCAUUCCUCCGGAACUCUUCAACUCCGCCGGCGAGAAGAUUGACGUCAGCAAGCCCUGCGAGAAGGGUUGGAGGAAGAUCAUCCUUGAGCAGGGCCCCAAGGCCUUCGCCAAGGCUGUUCGCGAGUACAAGGGCUGCCUUCUCAUGGACACCACCUGGCGAGAUGCCCACCAGUCUCUGCUGGCCACCCGAGUCCGAACCAUUGACCUCCUCGGCAUCGCUAAGGAAACGAGCCACGCCCUCUCCAACCUCUACAGUUUGGAGUGCUGGGGUGGUGCCACCUUUGACGUUGCGCUGAGGUUCCUCCACGAGGAUUCGUUCGACCGACUGCGCAAGCUGAGGGCGCUGGUGCCCAACAUCCCCUUCCAGAUGCUGCUCCGUGGAGCCAACGGUGUGGCCUACUCUUCGCUGCCCGACAAUGCUAUUGAACAUUUCGUCGAGCAGGCCAAGAAGAACGGCGUCGACAUCUUCCGAGUGUUUGACGCCUUGAACGACGUCAGCCAACUCGAGGUUGGCAUCAAGGCCGUUCACAAGGCUGGCGGUGUUGUGGAGGGUACCGUGUGCAUUUCCGGCGACAUGCUCAACCCUCACAAGAAGUACAACCUGCCCUACUACCUGGACCUGGUUGACAAGCUCGUCGGCCUCGACAUCCACGUCCUGGGUAUCAAGGACAUGGCUGGUGUGCUCAAGCCCCAUGCGGCCAAGCUCCUGAUCGGAUCCAUCCGCGAGAAGUACCCCGAUCUGCCGAUUCACGUCCACACCCACGACUCUGCCGGCACGGGUGUUGCCUCCAUGGUUGCUUGCGCCCACGCUGGUGCCGACGCCGUCGAUGCCGCCACAGACAGCCUGUCUGGCAUGACUUCCCAGCCCAGCAUCAACGCCAUCCUGGCCUCCCUGGAGGGUACCGAUCUGGACCCCGGCCUGGAUCACAAGCAGGUCCGAGCCUUGGACACGUACUGGCAGCAGCUGCGUCUGCUGUACUCUCCGUUCGAGGCUCACCUUGCCGGGCCCGACCCCGAGGUGUACGAGCACGAGAUUCCCGGUGGCCAGUUGACCAACAUGAUGUUCCAGGCUUCGCAGCUGGGUCUCGGAUCGAAGUGGCUCGAGACCAAGAAGGCCUACGAACAGGCCAACGACCUGCUUGGCGAUAUCGUCAAGGUCACCCCCACCUCCAAGGUUGUCGGUGACCUUGCCCAGUUCAUGGUGUCCAACAAGCUGUCCCCCGAAGACGUCAAGGCUCGCGCUUCCGAGCUCGACUUCCCCGAGUCAGUGCUCGAGUUCUUCGAGGGCCUGAUGGGCCAACCCUACGGCGGCUUCCCCGAGCCUCUCCGCACAAACGCCCUUCGUGGACGACGGAAGCUCGACAAGCGCCCUGGCCUCUACCUCGAACCUGUCGACUUUGUCAAGGUCAAGCGUGAAAUGGGCAAGAAGUUUGGCGCGCCCGUCACCGAGUGCGACAUUGCCUCGUACGUCAUGUACCCCAAGGUCUUUGAGGACUACAAGAAGAUCACCGACGAGUUUGGCGACUUGUCGGUCCUGCCGACCAGGUACUUCCUUGCUCGACCCGAGAUUGGUGAGGAGUUUAACGUACAGCUCGAGAAGGGCAAGGUCCUCAUUCUGAAGCUCCUCGCUAUUGGUCCUCUGAGCGAGCAGACCGGUCUCCGCGAGGUCUUCUUCGAGAUGAACGGUGAGGUCCGACAGGUCACCGUCGUCGACAAGAAGGCUGCCGUUGAGAACAUCAGCCGCCCCAAGGCUGACCCUGGCGACUCCAGCCAGGUGGGCGCCCCCAUGUCUGGUGUCCUGGUUGAGCUUCGCGUUCACGAAGGCUCCGAAGUGAAGAAGGGCGACCCUCUUGCUGUUUUGUCAGCCAUGAAGAUGGAAAUGGUUAUCUCAGCGCCUCACAGCGGAAAGGUUGCCAGUCUGCAGGUCAAGGAGGGCGACUCCGUCGACGGCUCAGACUUGGUGUGCAGAAUCACAAAGGCCUAGAUGCAUUGAACGAGUGCACGAUGCAAAAG